UAGUACAGUGUAGUCGGCAUAUUUUUCUGUUCCACCAUGAGGUCCCUCGUCGUUGUUUCACUUUUGGUCGUCUCUACCUUAGCUCAUUCAGGGUUCCGACUCCUCAUUCCUAACGGCAUUAAUGUCCCUAACCCAUGCAUCAACGUUUUUGGGUUGUGGAAUGCGGUUGGACAUAAUAUUGAGAUCGGAGGCGGGCCGGGAAACGUGUUUGGAAUGGACUUUGUAACUGCCAAUACUCAAUGGACAAAAGAUCUGUGCCAGAAAGACUCCGACAUGGACGGCAAAACAAACGGGGAGGAGCUGGGGGACCCAAACUGUGUGUGGAAGCAGGGGGACACCCCAGCGGGGGACGCUACUGGUCACCCAGGUAUAUGUGAGCCUAUGUCGGACCCUAACUGUAUGAAGAUUAACGCCAAUAUCACUUGUGUAUAAAUAGUGUAGGUGAACGCAUCUACUAUCACUUUGAUAUGUAGAUAUGUAGAUAUAAACUCACAUCGUAAAUGUAGAAGACUGUAGUAAUGAAUUUAGAAUUCUAAUUAGGAUUGAUAUACAUGUUCAUUAUAAAGUGAAUUAUGAAAUAAAGGAAUGAAAUACAAUUGA
Magallana angulata is the source of this 600-nucleotide messenger RNA. RefSeq names its product temptin-like. NCBI's taxonomy places the organism in Eukaryota, Metazoa, Mollusca, Bivalvia, Ostreida, Ostreidae. The record is from RefSeq and is a predicted model, not a curated record. The transcript is spliced from 3 exons. Bases 37 to 432 code for a protein of 131 amino acids.